Messenger RNA from Aphanomyces astaci, 1332 nucleotides. RefSeq lists its product as hypothetical. Bases 1 to 1332 code for a protein of 443 amino acids. The transcript has 6 exons. The record is from RefSeq and is a predicted model, not a curated record. NCBI's taxonomy places the organism in Eukaryota, Oomycota, Saprolegniomycetes, Saprolegniales, Verrucalvaceae.
AUGUCGCCACGCCGCCACUCCUCGUCGGCAUCGGUCACCACGUUGCAUGUGCCUGUGGCCCCAACGGGUCCACCGCUGGCGGCGCUGCUGGUGCACGUGCCCGGACGGGUAAUUGUGCGAGGGUUCGUUCCGUCGCAAGGCUCUUCCGAAGAUGUAGAAAACGCGGCAGCUAACGCCGUGACCAUGGUCAUGUCUGGUUCCUUCAAGCUGAAGGAUCAAGUGGUGGCCACCACCGAGGCGUGGCGCAAUGGUGGGCUAGCAGUGCGCAUGUAUUUGGCUCGUUCGGCAUCGCCCAGUCGGUCGAAACAUGAUGCCAAUGCUGCUUAUCAUCGAGGCCACCGCAACCACCAUGUCCAUCCUCCCUGGAAGGAGUCAUCGGCAAGAAAUAGCCGCGGCGACGACGACGACGAUGAUGAUGAUGAUGUGGGCUCGCUACUGGUGGAGAUUUCGGUGCCCCGUCCGUUGAGCUACGUGGAAUCGAUUGCCGAGACUGUGAUUGAUCAAACAGCGCUCUCGACCAACGAAGCGAGUCAUAUGGGGCUCGUCGCACUCAACAACUCGCUAUAUGUGACACUGACACGACCAAAUUGGACGAUGGCGUCGCUGUCCAUGUCGAGCUUUGGCCACGGAGUCAUUCAAGUGGACGCCCCUCGGAUUCAAGCGUAUGCGAUGAUGGAGCUCAAAGCGUCGGGGCCAGAGGCGAUCGUGGCUGUGGCGUCCACCCACGUCCAAGCCGACGUGAUGGAGGCGACCGCCAAUGGCGCAGGGUCGGUGUACUUGACCAGCCGGAAUGUAUCGGUGCGAUCGCUCAAGAGUACGAUGGCUGGCGAAGGCGUAAUCAGCUACUUUGACAAUGGAACGUGUGCCAUCCACGAUGUGUCGAUGCUCAGCAGUGGCCAAGUCCAUGCCGGAUCUAUGCAUUGCUACGAUACAACCGUGUACUCUGUCGGGUCGGGGCAUGUUGUGGUGGACGGGGGGCAUUCCCUUACAUCCACAACCAUUGGCGUUGGCCGGCUAUCGUAUGUCCAGACGCUGCCAGACAAUGUGGCCCACGUUGGCUUUGCCCCCCGCGGUGGCAUCCACCGAUAUCACCCCGGCGAUGACGCGGGGCCGUUGAAGUGGGACUUGGUGCCCGCGCCGCCACGCCACGAACCAAAGCGGGUGAUUGUGCUCGGAACGUUGCCCUCGACCGCGGUCGACUUGGAAGUGUUGCCCCCCGCCUUGUCAUUGGCCAUGGAUGCCGAAGUACUUAUGGGGUUAGCGUUGAUUGUGGUGGCCCCGAUGGUGUUGUGGACAUAUAUGCGACGCCGGUACUACCAACGUAUCGCGUAA